AUGGACAGCGCUUUUGACAACCUGGAUGCUGCAGGCUUCCUACACAUUUGGCAACAUUUCGAUGUUGACAGUAAGAUCUUACUCUUGAAUAGUUAUAACUGUAUGUUGCCUUUUGAUUACUAUUGAUAUUAAUCUGUGUUGGUUUAUCAGGCAAUGUUUUCAUCGAAAUUCCAACUGAACUUUACACCAUGUCUUGGAGAUAAAACAAUACAGAAAUGUGUUUUAUUCUCAUUUUAUGUUAUGCAUUUAUUUGUUUCUAGAUAAUGGUUAUAUUGAAGGAAAGGAGUUGGACGACUUUUUCAGACACAUGAUGAAAAAACUUGGGAUGAGUGUAAGUAGCCUACUGUAGGACUCAACUGUUCCUUUUCCUUGUCAUGCCUAAUGCACAAUGUGUACAUUCAGAUUCCCCCCCCCCCAAAAAAAAAAAAUGACAGUAGGCUUAGGCUAGUAACAUCCUAGAAUAUCCUAUUUAGACCUACUUUGCUCAGCUUUGUUGAUGGCAUUCAAUGGGUGUCAAAAUUAGAUAACCUCUCUGAAUCCAAUCAUUAGUCACAUUUUGUCUUUCAUUGAAAUGGAAUGAAUUCUGAAAGUGAUUUUGCACAGGUAACACUGAAUGAAAUAUCCAAAUAAGUGUAACAAAUGUGUUCAAAAGUCACUGUGUUGUCCUAAAGGAUGAAAUAACGGAUGACAAAGUUAGAAGAAUGAAAGAAAGGUUCAUGUCAGCUUAUGACACAACAGCUGAUGGUCGCCUGCAAAUCCAAGAGGUGUGUUUACUUGUAUUUCCUCAUACCUACCUUCUUCCCCCUUUAUUUGUCUAUAUAGUGCGUUUAGUAUUAAGUAUACUUAGAACCCUGCAGGUGUGUUUGUGUCAGAGAGAGAGAGAGAGAGAGAGAGAGAGAGAGAGAGAGAGAGAGAGAGAAACUGAUCAAACAACAAGUGGUAAUUGGAUUGUAAUCAAAAUGGCCUGACAACACUUUCUGUGUGUGAAGCAGCCUUGAAACUACAUAAUUACUCCGUCAUUUGCAUCAUGUUAUUGCCUUGCUUCAUCUGACAACAUGCAAUUAAUUAGAAUGAGUUUAUGUCGAAAGUGUAAUUGAAUUGCAUCUCAAUUUGCAUCUAAUUUCGUCUUUCACAUUUGGUUUUCUUUGUCCAUAGACUGUAUUUCCUUAAAUGUUAUGUUGACAGAGGAGUAAAUGCCUGUUGAAGCUGAAGGGACACAUACCCCUUCAAUUCUAUCAAUUUGUAGGAAGAAAAUACACAAUAUUUAGUUUGACAAAACAUUUCCCAUCAGUGACCAAAUAAUGCCUGCCUGUGAAUGUUGAUAUUUAAUUUGAUUGAACAUAAAUGUUCCAGUUGGCCACCAUGAUGCUACCGGAGGAGGAGAACUUCCUGCUACUGUUCCGCAGAGAGACGCCAUUGGACAACAGUGUGGAGUUCAUGAGAGUAAGGUCAAAGAUCAUGAAGUGUUGCGGUCCAAAAACAUUCAACAUAUAUGCACAAAAAAUACAAUCCUAUUAUUGGUUGGGUAGUGUGUCCUGUAUUCUCUAGAACACUUUCAUCCAAAAUAAAUUUGCCUCUCACUCCCCCCACAGAUCUGGAGAAACUAUGACGCUGACAGCAGUGGAUACAUAUCAGCUAUAGAGCUCAAGGUAGAGUCGAAGAAUGCCCCUCUACUAAUUUCCAUGCUUUCAGUGAGACCACUGCCAUGGCCCUCUCAGAGACAUUGUCUUAGCUAGUUGUUGUCCAUUUUCUAAGUAAACAUCAAUGAGUGGCUAGAGUUGUUCAUGUUUACACAGUUGCUCUAGGUCUGUUUUGACAUUAAGGGUCUUUCAGAAGGAUGCCCAUUGUCCUCUUAUGUGGACAAGGCAAUAGGGUUGGGCUGAUAUAUGAUUAAAUUGAAUAUCGUGAUAUUUGACAUUGACGAUAUAUCAUGACGUGCAAGAUGAUGUAUCAUGAUGUGCAAGACUAUACUCUAUUUGAACUUUUCAAAUCAAAACAGUGCAGUUUUAUCAGUUAGGCUGUAUCAAUAUGUUGAAAAUGAAGUCUAAAUUAAUUAACUAAGCCUUAUUGUUUUGCCAUACUAAGGUAAUUUAAUUAGAAUGUGACUAUAAUAUCGUACAGUUGAAGUCGGAAGUUUACAUACACUUAGGUUGGAGUCAUUAAAACUCAUUUUUCAACCACUCCACAAAUUUCUUGUUAACAAAAAUAGUUUUGGCAAGUCGGUUAGGACAUCUACUUUGUGCAUGACACAAGUAAUUUUUCCAACAGUUGUUUACAGACAGAUUAUUUCACUUAUAAUUCACUUUAUCACAAUUCCAGUGGGUCAGAAGUUUACAUACACUAAGUUGACUGUGCCUUUAAACAGCUUGGAAAAUUCCAGAAAAUGAUGUCAUGGCUUUAGAAGCUUCUGAUAGGCUAAUUUACAUCAUUUGAGUCAAUUGGAGGUGUACCUGUGGAUGUAUUUCAAGGCCUACCUUCAAACUCAGUGCCUCUUUGCUUGACAUCAUGGGAAAAUCAAAAGAAAUCAGCCAAGACCUCAGAAAACAAUUUGUACACCUCCACAAGUCUGGUUCAUCCUUGUGAGCAAUUUCCAAAUGCCUGAAGGUACCACGUUCAUCUGUACAAACAAUAGUACGCAAGUAUAAACACCAUGGGACCACGCAGCCGUCAUACCGCUCAGGAAGGAGACGCGUUCUGUCCCCUAGAGACAAACGUACUUUGGUGCGAAAAGUGCUAAUCAAUCACAGAACAACAGCAAAGGACCUUGUGAAGAUGCUGGAGGAAACAGGUACAAAAGUAUCUAUAUCCACAGUAAAACGAGUCCUAUAUAGACAUAACCUGAAAGGCCGCUUAGCAAGGAAGAAGCCACUGCUCCAAAACCGCCAUAAAAAAAGCCAGACUACGGUUUGCAACUGCACAUGGGGACAAAGAUCUUACUUUUUGGAGAAAUGUCUUCUGGUCUAAUUAAACAAAAAUAGAACUGUUUGGCCAUAAUGACCAUCGUUAUGUUUGGAGGAAAAACGGGGACGCUUGCAAGCCGAAGAACACCAUCCCAACCGUGAAGCACGGGGGUGUCAGCAUCAUGCUGUGGGGGUGCUUUGCUGCAGGAGGGACUGGUGCACUUCCCAAAAUAGAUGGCAUCAUGAGGAAGGAAAAUUAUGUGGAUAUAUUGAAGCAACAUCUCAAGACAUCAGUCAGGAAGUUAAAGCAUGGUCGCAAAUGGGUCUUCCAAAUGGACAAUGACCCCAAGCAUACUUCCAAAGUUGUGGCAAAAUGCCUUAAGGACAACAAAGUCAAGGUGUUGGAGUGGCCAUCACAAAUCCCUGACCUCAAUCCUAUAGAAAAUGUGUGGGCAGAACUGAAAAAGCAUGUGUGAGCAAGGAGGCCUACAAACCUGACAGUUACACCAGCUCUGUCAGGAGGAAUGGGCCAAAAUUCACCCAACUUAUUGUGGGAAGCUUGUAGAAGGCUACCCGAAACGUUUGACCCAAGUUAAAACAAUUUAAGGCAAUGCUACCAAAUACUAAUUGAGUGUAUGUAAACUUCUGACCCACUGGAAAUGUGAUGUAAGAAAUAAAAGCUGAAAUAAAUAAUUCUCUCUACUAUUAUUCUGACAUUUCACAUUCUUAAAAUAAAGUGGUGAUCCUAACUGACCUAAGACAGGGAAUUUUUACUAGGAUUAAAUGUCAGGAAUUGUGAAAAACUGAGUUUAAAUGUAUUUGGCUAAGGUGUAUGUAAACUUCCGACUUCAACUGUAAAUAAGCACACAAAUUGCAGUCUGGAAUGAUCUAGCCAUUAACGGUGCAAUACGAUUAUAUCGGAUAUAGCCAUAUUUGGAGUAGCAUAUCGUAGAAGAGCUCUCCUCAAAUAUCACCCCAACCCCACAAGGCAAGGCACAAGUACUUUUCUUAAAAUGUCCAAACACUUUAUUGGUUUAUAAUCCACCCAGAGUAAAUUUACCGAACAGUAAAUGGAUAGGAUGUACAUACAGUACAUUAUACUAUUUGUCAACACUUUCAUUCAGAAUAAUGGACAAAAGUGUUAUGGCACACUUUCCCCCGACUUCUCUGAACCCCUCUUCCCGACAGCUAAAGGUCAGAAGCUUCUACGCAUUGCGGGAUUCUCUACUUUACGCGUAGUCUCCGCUCUGCUCGUUUAAUAAAGUUAGAUCAAAGCUGAAUCAAUGUCUGCAAGAUCACAUAAUGACAGUAUUCUACAUACUGUAUAAUGAUAGUAUUCUACAUAACAGAACCGAAUAUAAUAGCAUAGUAUAAUGUUACUGUAAGUGAAAAAACACCACCUAAUUUCUUAUGAGAUUUUAGGAUUGUGUGAAUGGUCGCAUUUUCCUCUCAUGUGGCCAAAACCCAACAGUGUGCCACUAGGCAAAAUAUGUGCUUUGAUUUAAACUAAACACAGGUAUGCUACAGCUGGUCAACACUAUCUGCUCUACAAUUCACUCACUGUACAUAAUUCCAAACAACACUACUCAAGAAGAUCUAAAUGCAUAAUUCCAUGAAACUGAUUGAGAUCAAAUGGUUGGCAUGCAGAUGCUGCAUGGAUGUUUUACCAGUAAAACUUGAUUGACAGUGAAAAAUGUGAAGGGAGGGUGACCACAAACAUUUGUGCGUAAAGUAGAGGUAAAGAAACACUUGAGCAGAAUGUGAUUCAGAUCUUCAGCUCUGGGGACAAGGGAUCCAGAGGGUGGGACGUGGGCGGGACGAGGUGGGAUGGGGUGGUUACCUACGGAUUCGCAGCUUCUGACUUUUUUUAUUUUGUUUCUAUUUAUCCUUUAUUUGACCGGAGACGUGUCUCAGAGUAGUAGGAGUACCUAUCUAGGAUCAGUUUUGUCUUUUAGAUUAUAAUAAAUGGAUCCUAGAUCAGGAUAAUAUACCUGAUCCUAGAUCAGCACUCCUACUCUGAGACACUUGAUAAAUAUGGGCCCAGGUCAUCUCAUUGGCUGUCUUCCUCUGUGUCCUCCUAACAGGGUUUCCUGCAGGACCUAUUCCUCCAGCACAAAAAUACCAUAUCCCCCAACAAACUGGAGGAGUACACCGACACCAUGGUAACAACAAGCCCCUGCUCCUUUACUCUGUGCCUCCAUCUGAGGACGCUUGAACUGUUGUCUCUCAAAUGAGUAUAUGAGACCCUGUUCAAUGGGCAAUUCAAUUUGGAUGUAAAACAGAUUUGUAAUUUAAAUUUAUUUUCUCUAAAAGGAUGAUUGGUGGAGAGUUAUACACUGAGUGUACAAAACAUUAGGAACAUAAAAUGACCAGGUGAAUCCAGGUGAAAGCAAUGAUCCCUUAUUGAUUUCAAGUGUUAAAUACACUUCAAUCAGUGUAGAUGAAGGGGAGGAGACAGGUUAAAGAAGGAUUUUUAUACCUUGAGACAAUUUCAAACAUGGAUUGUGUAUGUAUGUCAUUUAGAGGGUGAAUGGGCAAGGCAAAGAUUUCAGUGCCUUUGAAUGGUGUAUGGUAGUAGGUGCCAGGCGGACUGGUUUGUGUCAACGCUGCUGGGUUUUUCACGCUCAGCAGUUUCCCGCGUGUAUCAACAAUGGUCCACAACCCAAAGGACAUCCAGCCAACUUGACACAACUGUGGGAAGCAUUGGAAACCACAUGGGCCAGCAUCCCUGUGGAAUGCUUUCGACAGCCUUGUAGUCCAUGCCUGACGAAUUGAGGCUGUUCUGAGGGCAAAAGGGGAUGCAACUCAAUAUUAGGAAGUUAUUCCUAAUAAUUUGUACACUCAGGGUACAUUGUAACGCUACUAUGCCAUUCAGUGUAGAUAAGGAGUGCACUAAAUUAGUUAUUUCUCAUUGAAGUAUGUCAUUGGCUGUAAUACUCUUGCCUAUGAAUCCCCUCAAUAGUAUUAGUAAUUGGAUGGUACUGGACUGUGAUGGAGGGUGAUCAGCUCUUUAAAGAUUUUCAGAUAAAGUGAUGUGAUUUUCACUGUUUAACCAGUGUCAUUAAUUGUGGACCAUUAAUUAAUUACUCGAGACUGAGAGAAAAAGUGUGUGUGCGCAUGUGCGUGUGUGUGAGUGAGUGAGCACUUUUAUAUAUUAAUGUCCUGUUGAGUUGAGUAAAAUAUGGUGUGCACAACAUGGGAAAUGCACUGCUAUCAUUUGAUUUAGAUUCUCUUUGGUACUGUUGUACAGUGUUACACAUGACAUGUCACCAAGUACAAUGAUCACCAAGUAAAAUUCUGAGUAUGUAUAAAUGUACUAAAAGGUGAUUCUGAAUCUUAUGUGUAUGUGCUUUGACAAAAUGGCUAAUGAUUCUGAUGCUUUUUUCUGUUUAUUUUCCCAACAGAUGAAGAUGUUUGACAAAAACAACGAUGGUAGGCUGGAUUUGAAUGACUUAGCCAGGUACUAAUUAUCAAGCAAUUCCCUACAUUGCUAGGUGGAUCUUAUUGUGUCUCUAAUUGUUUGUGAAUCACAGUGCCUAAAUGUUUUCCUUCUCACAGAAUCCUGGCUCUAAAAGAGAACUUCUUGCUGAAGUUUGACAUGAAUGUAAGUAUAAAAAUGUUUGAUGAAUUUUGCUGAUAACUCGCAGUCAGAUAAGACUUUAAGACAUUGUCAAUACACACUCCAUCUUCAAUUACUUACUAUAGUCCUCAUUGGCUUGAAUUAGAGGAACUAAAUUGUGGGCGUUGUGGUACCACUCUGUUUCAGGCUUGCAGUCAAGAGGACCGGAAGAGGGACUUUGAGAAGAUAUUUGCUCACUAUGAUGUCGUAAGUCAUUAUACAGUAUGUUUAGCCACAACAUAACUGUCUUCAACUUCAAUUGGGAUUGUAAGGUUUAUGGUGAUAAGCAUAUUACAUGAAAUUGCAGUGCUGGUUAUAAUGACUUGUUGUGAUUUUACUGAUUCUUCAUUGGCCUUAAUUAUACAAAUAUAAUAUCAGUAAAAAUGGGCUGGAUUGGACGUGGAUCAGUACAGGGGCGUAGGCACGGUGGGCCUGGGUGAAACCAGACCCACCCACUGGGGAGCCAAGCCCACCCACUCAGAUUGAGCAAAAAAUAAAUAAAAUAUAUUUGUUUUUAAUAUAUGUUUUUAUGCUAUUUACUUGUCAGUGUUCCGAAUGGGACAUUAUUUGUCUUUUUACCUAAACAUGCAAACACCAUCAGAUAUAAUUCAUAACAAGCUGUGCACUGGGUUAGUCAGAUUUGAUUGAAAUAUAACAGAAUAGAUGACCUGGAAUGACAUUCACUCUCAUGGGAUGGGUUGCCAAAAAUAACUAACUGAAAGCCACACCCCCAAUAAGCCACGAAUAUGACUGCAUUGAAGCACAUGUCAUUGUGCUUCUAUGGCUAUAUGCACUAUGCCACUGCCUAUUUCAUUUGCUCAUUUGGCAAACAAGACAGCUCAUAAUCUUGUGCCUUUAUCACAGUCAACACACCUAUAUUUUAACUUAAAAAAUGCUAGAUUUUCUCUCAGCCUUAUGGCAGAAUAUGUAGAAUAGCAUGAGAUGAGCUAUAAAACUGCACAUUUUCCUCUCUGCCCCAUGGAAAAAUGUGUAGAAUUGCAGGAAAUUAACUUUAAAACGGCAACAUUUUCUCUCAGCCUUAUGGCAAAAUGUGUAGAAUAGCAUGAAAUUAGCUAUACAUUUCUGCAGGCCCACCCACCAAUGAAUUUCUCGCUACGCCACUGCAUCAGUACUAAGAUGUAUUCACAGGACUUAAUGCAUAUUAAAGAUAUAGUGCCAGGAAUUCAUUUAUUUCAUUGAGCCUCUUAAUACCAUUAUUAACUGAAGUGGUGGUCCUGUUGCAGUGCCAUGCUCCUCUGUGCUUCGUGAUUGUGGAUGUGUGAUGUAGUACAUUGUCCCAUUAUUGAUCUAAAUUCUAAGCAGAAUCCUCUUCAUAAUCUCCCAAGGCACAUCAGGUGGUUGUCUUCAUCGCUUUCUCUGAAGUCAGCCAUUUUGUUGUUGUUGUUGUUGUUGUUUCCAGAGUAAGACGGGUGCUUUGGAGGGUCCGGAGGUGGACGGCUUUGUCAAAGACAUGAUGGAACUGGUCAAAGUAAAAAAUAAAGUGUUUUGCUAUACCCUAAUCUUCAAAUGUAGUUAUGUUAUAUAAACGUAUUAUUAACUUAUUGUAAAUUAUGGUCUCCGAAUGGAGGCGUGGGUCCAGAUCCCACUUACGACACCAUGUUACUUUAUAUUUAUAUGGAUGAAGCAAAGAGAAUUGAGUCAAGUUAACAGUAGGUCCAACUGUAUUAGACUGUGAAGGGUUUGAACUGUGAUUGGUCUUGAGCUAAUGGUUUAAAUAUGCUUCCUUUAUACCCAACAUAGCCCACCAUUAGUGGAACGGACCUGGACAAGUUCCGCAAGGUCCUGCUGGGCCACUGUGACAUGAACGGUGAUGGAAAGAUCCAGAAGAAUGAACUGGCCCUGUGCCUCGGCCUGAAAUACUCCAGUUAAUAGUAUUGGAUUUAAUACUCCACAGGAAGAAUGACAGACAUUUUCAUUACCCUAGUUAGCACCACAGGCUAACCACUAACUCAUUGAUAGCAUGCUGCAAUGCCAUAGCUCAUAGCUUUUAGACAACCAAAGAGCAUUGCAUGAUGGUUGGUUGAAAGGAAGUUGUUGCAUAGAGUAGACCUGUUGGGGCUUUUGGGGAAUUCAUUUUGUGAUGACUGAAUCUUUGUUGAUGACAAUUAUGAUUAGCUUUGAGAAUGUGGUGUGUGUGAUCCAUGCACGUGGCAUGAAUGUAGUGGUGAUAUAAGUAUUUUGGGAUUGAAGUUGUUUUGGGAUAUUUGUGGGAUAUAUGUUGACUUUAUUACCAUGAUGGCUGUAUUUACUUUUCAGAACUGUGUUGUUUUUGAUGUGCAAAAAAUAUGAUGAAAAUAACUGUCAUUAUGGUUUAACAUUUCACCUCCUACUUUAAAUGGUGUUGGUAGAGAACGUACUAUCAAAGUAAACAUGUAAUACAAUACAGUAUGAUAUUAUGAACAACAAUCU
Coregonus sp. 'balchen' is the source of this 8949-nucleotide messenger RNA. The record is from the annotation of a GenBank genome assembly. Lineage: Eukaryota; Metazoa; Chordata; Actinopteri; Salmoniformes; Salmonidae.